Messenger RNA from Rhipicephalus sanguineus (brown dog tick), 811 nucleotides. RefSeq names its product male-specific histamine-binding salivary protein-like. NCBI's taxonomy places the organism in Eukaryota, Metazoa, Arthropoda, Arachnida, Ixodida, Ixodidae. Gene Ontology annotation, molecular function: amine binding. The record is from RefSeq and is a predicted model, not a curated record. The coding region runs from base 1 to 807 and encodes 268 amino acids. The transcript has 6 exons. Gene Ontology annotation, biological process: symbiont-mediated perturbation of host defenses.
AUGCGCGUCUGCCUCUCGGAAGUCCAUGCCAUCGUUGUCGUGAGAUUCUUCAGUAAGGCGAGGAGAACGCGAGCGGCCCGCGUCCAGAGCCGCCGGAGCAGAGGCGGCCAUCGGCUGCUCGUGCCCCGUCAAGACGCUGGAGGCGUCGCUGCUGCCGACUCGUUAGGCUUCACACUUGGCCUGAUAUUCUUUGCAAGCCAACCAGUUUCUAUUAUGACAUCAGCACCAAAAAUUGCGACAAAUAUUUUACUCCAACUUCUGUGCAUAGCGUUGACUUCUUCUUUGGGCGCAGAAGAGCUACUCGAGCGCAAGCCAUAUUUAUCAACCUAUCAAGAUGCCUGGAAGGCACUAAAAGCGCCAGGAAAGUAUUACCUCUACAUGAGAUCCUAUGCGGAAGAGCCAUUUUACGGAGAGGGAAGCAAGUGCGUUUUUACUGACCUAAUUUCUGUAAACGAGGAGGAAAAGUACACGACGAACUUAUUUGGAUACACCAUUCCAUGCGAUGGCUCAGUGAAAAACCAAACCGUGUACGCAUGGGCUCGUGCUUCGGAUGGCUAUGACACUCCAAACGUGAUUGAAUCAUCCCCGUCGAUCGAAAAAAAACAUUUCCUGGAUUAUGCACUGGCCUUUUCUGAGUACGAUAACUGCGACAUCCUGAGGCUACCACAUCGUCAGAACGCCUGCGAACUCUGGGCAAAAGAAGGCGGCGUCGACAAAAUCAAGUCACACUGCUUCUUCAUAUUUCACCUGCUCUGUGGGCCGGAAAAGCAUGUCGUGUAUGAGAAGGAUUUAUGCGAAAAUAAAUAACUAC